CGCGCAGAAGUGAGUGUUUGCUCAAAGUUGUCGGCAGCUUUCUGUAGUCACGAAUCCGUACAGCGUUCCGCUUCAGUUUCGCAAACUUCUGGACGUUCAGUUAAACUUCGGUUUCACUUAUUGCUUGCCGAAAUCGUCUGCGCUCAGUGUCAAAUUGUGGAAAGUUCAAAUCUUUAACAGCACUUUUCGCUUCAUGGAUGGAAUUUAUGAAGCAACGCCAGCGGCUGCCUGUUUAAAGGUGAAGUAGCAAAGACCCCCGCUUGUAGAGGGCUGACCCAUGUGAGGAGAGUGGAGUUCUCACACACAAACACACACACACACACACACACACACACACACACAUGAACGGCAUGGCAUCUUUCUCCAGCACCUGUGGCUCCAAGGUGGACCGGACGCCCCAUCGUAGAGGAGAAGACAGGCAGGGGACGCCCAGUGACAGCGACUGCAGUGCUGUGCUUGAAAAGACCAGAGAGUUCUUCCAGAUUUGUGAUAUUGAGGGAAAAGGCUUCAUUACACGACGGGACAUGCAGAGAUUAAAUGGAGAACUUCCGCUAAGUGCUGAGGAACUUGAGAACGUCUUUGACACUCUGGACGCAGAUGGCAAUGGAUAUCUGACAUUUGAAGAGUUCUCCUCUGGGUUUAGUGAAUUUAUGUUUGGUCCAGAUGUGGUUUUAGUGGAUCCACAUAGAGGAGAGGGGCCAGUUUCAUCAAAGACUCCGGAAGUGCUCUACGAGAGCCAAUGGGAGGAGAAAAGCAGCUCUGGAGAGGAUGACGAGGAGCAACACUUCUGCAUGCUAAUGGAGAACUUGGGGGCAAGCAACAUCUUUGAAGAGCCAGGAGAGGUGCGGAGUCUUUGGGUGCAGCUUAGAAGAGACGAACCUCAUCUUCUGUCCAAUUUUGAGGAGUUCCUUGCCAGGGUCACUUAUCAGAUCAAAGAGGCCAACCAGGAGAAGAAAGAGAUGGAGACAGCCCUCAAAAGGAAAGCGGCGACACAUGAUGAUGAAAUCCAGAGGCUGUAUGAAGAAAUGGAGCAACAGAUCAAGAAUGAAAAAGACAGGAUACUCUUAGAGGAUUCUGAGCGGUUCUUGUCUCGCAGUCAGGACAUGGAGCAUCAGCUUUCCGCUAAAGAAAAAGAGCUGGAAAUCCUUUCUAACAAACAGAAACGGCUGGAGCACCAGUGUCGAGAGCUGCACAGCGAGCAGCGGGAGACUGCCGUGGAGAACGUCAAACUGAAGCAGUGUAAUGAGGACUUGAGCCGUGAGCUGGAGAACACCACGCAGGAGCUCAGUCUGGCCCAGGAACAACUCGUGCUGCUGCAGGAACAGUCCUCUCGUCUGCACGAGGAGAGAGAGAUGGAAGUUUAUAAGGUUACAGAAAGCUUGCAAAGAGAGAGGGCAAGUCUUCUCAAGCAACUUGACUUGCUAAGGGAAAUGAACAAACACUUAAGAGAUGAAAGAGACAUGUGCUAUCAAAAACCAAAUGCUUCUUCUGUAAAACUCUCAUGGAAACAGAGAUCUGCAUCCAUUACUAUGAAGCACUCGGAGCGGAGGCAGUCAUUUAAGAGCGAUGAGGAUGAAGAGGUUCUUCCACAAUCUAAAAGGAAAAGCAUGAUUGGCGUGAAUGGACACAGUAUGGACCUGGAGGACAUAGUAGAUGGACGGCCUCCUUCAAAACAUCAGCUUCAGAGGAUCAUCUCCAUCGAGGAGGACCAUCUCCCUCAGCUCCUUCAACAGGGCUAUCAAGCCCAGCUCAGAGAAUGGAGUGAAGAUGAGGAGUUGGAGGAGGGCAUUGACCUCCAGAUGAGCAAUAUUUACCCCACAACCAGCACACCGACCUCUGUUGCUCCCCCUCCAGGAGUCACACCCACUCCCACCUCACCCAGAGGACAGCCUGUGGGCAAGGAGACAGUCCAGUCGGAGGAAGGGGCCAGUUCAGGUCCAGAUCGUCUGUUUAAGAUUGUUCUGGUGGGGAAUUCUAGUGUGGGAAAAACGUCUCUUCUGCGUCGCUUCUGUGACAACUCUUUUCACUGUGGUACAUGUGCUACUGUUGGUAUUGACUACAGUGUGAAGACUCUUACAGUAGACAACAGCCAGGUAGCCUUGCAAAUGUGGGACACAGCAGGACAGGAGAGGUAUCGCAGCAUCACCAAGCAGUUUUUUCGCAAGGCCGAUGGUGUAGUUGUAGUGUACGACAUCACUAAUGAGCAGACUUUCACAGCAGUGAGGCAUUGGCUGGCCAGCGUGCAGGAAGGAGCAGGUGAGGACAUUCCCAUCAUGCUCCUGGGGAACAAGACGGAUCUAGAUGGUCAGAGAGAGGUUCCACUGGGAGUGGCAGAGAAAUUAGCCAAGGACUUUCAGUUGAUUUUCUAUGAGUGCAGUGCUUUUUCAAGCCACAAUGUGACAGAGUCCAUGAUUCACAUGGCAAGAGUACUGAAAGACCAAGAGGACAGAGAAAAAGAGAAAACCGUAUCACUAGUAGACAACCACGCUAAGAAGAAGUCCUGCUGCUAGUGGAAAGUCACCCAUAAACACUCAAGAGAAACCUGCAGAUCUUUCAUACCUUGGCUUGGUGUUAAUCUGUUUUUCUUCCUCUUAAGUUCCUGUUUUCUCUUUUUAUAUGACCACUGUGGAGUUAAAAAUGUUUGGUGUUUUUAUAUACCACCACCUCAUUGCUGUGUGAAACGGAUGAGUUUUAUCAUAAUAGAUGUAGGGAUUGAAGUAGAGCACUAUAGUUUUGUACAGUUAAAGCGAGUCCCUCUUAAAGUCUCCUGUCACACUAUUGAAGUAAACAAAACUGUAUUUUUGUAUUGACAGAUGUCGUAAUUUAUCUUUUUAAUAUGAAGGUCUUGGAAAGAUAUUUAAAUGAGGAAAAAAUAAGCUUCUACACACUAGUUUGCACAGUCGUUUGCACAAAUGUAUUAUUAUGAUGAAUUGAAGAUCUUGAAUUAUUCCUUAUUAUUCCUAUAGCUUUGAAAAAUGCUCUAUUUGCUGUCGCAAGCAUAAAUAUUUUUAAUACACUGCCAUGAAGCGAACAUAAGGUUUGCAUAAGAAUUCGGUUUUAACAGGUGUCAGUGUUGUUCGCCUUACAGUACAAAAUAAAUUAUUGAUUUAAUUAAAUGGAUUUAGUCCAAUAUUGAUUUCAGAUCGCUUUUUGAUUUGUAUUUUAUGUAUGUGCCAACCGUACUGUGUAUAUCUGCAUUUGCUAUUUAAUGCAGUCAGUGCUAAAUCGGUGUAAAAUGUCUCGCAAGUCGUUGAUGAUCACAUUUACUGUAAAUAACUAAAGAUGCAUUAAUUGUCCACCAGACAGUGCAUUUAUGCAUAACUGAGAUGCUGUGUUUUCUUAAGUGUUUCGGUAAUACGAUUCUUGAUCUGUAACUUGAGUUUUCGUAUUGAUUCACACAAGUUAUGGCAAGUAACUACUGGGAAGAAUGACACUAGAUUUAAGCACAAUGUGGAUGUUUUAAGUCGUUUUUCACUUAGGCUGUUUGGUCUUAUAAAUGUUCGUGCUUUAUUAUGUACAUGUGCAAUGUGUAAAUACUUAAUAGAAAUGUAUUUUCAGUGAAAUGUUAAAAUAAAGAAUACACGGUUUGCAUUAA
Puntigrus tetrazona (Sumatra barb) is the source of this 3595-nucleotide messenger RNA. RefSeq names its product calcium release activated channel regulator 2Aa (gene cracr2aa). The coding region runs from base 342 to 2510 and encodes 722 amino acids. NCBI's taxonomy places the organism in Eukaryota, Metazoa, Chordata, Actinopteri, Cypriniformes, Cyprinidae. The transcript is spliced from 19 exons. Gene Ontology annotation, molecular function: GTPase activity; GTP binding; calcium ion binding. The record is from RefSeq and is a predicted model, not a curated record.